UCACAGCCACCACUGGUCCAAGCAAUCUUCAGUGGAGACCCAGAAGAGAUACGGAUGCUCAUCCACAAAACCGAAGAUGUGAAUGCUCUGGAUUCUGAGAAGCGAACCCCCCUUCAUGUGGCCGCGUUUUUGGGAGAUGCAGAGAUCAUUGAGCAGCUGAUUCUGUCAGGAGCUCGUGUAAAUGCCAAGGACAACAUGUGGCUGACCCCACUGCACCGGGCGGUUGCCUCCAGAAGUGAAGAAGCAGUGCAAGUAUUGAUUAAGCACUCAGCUGAUGUCAAUGCGAGGGACAAGAACUGGCAGACCCCACUCCACGUGGCAGCAGCCAAUAAGGCUGUCAAGUGUGCAGAAGUGAUCAUUCCUUUGCUGAGCAGCGUCAAUGUCUCCGACCGAGGAGGGAGGACAGCCUUACACCAUGCAGCUCUGAAUGGCCAUGUGGAGAUGGUCAAUUUACUCUUGGCCAAAGGGGCGAACAUCAAUGCAUUUGAUAAGAAGGACCGGCGUGCUCUGCACUGGGCAGCAUAUAUGGGCCACCUGGAUGUUGUGGCAUUGCUCAUUAACCAUGGCGCAGAAGUGACAUGUAAGGAUAAGAAGGGUUAUACACCCCUGCACGCCGCAGCCUCCAACGGACAGAUCAAUGUUGUCAAACACCUCCUGAAUCUGGGGGUGGAGAUUGAUGAAAUCAACGUCUAUGGGAAUACUGCCCUUCACAUUGCCUGCUACAAUGGCCAGGAUGCUGUAGUGAAUGAGCUGAUUGACUACGGUGCUAAUGUGAACCAGCCAAACAACAACGGGUUCACCCCCUUGCAUUUUGCUGCUGCCUCCACUCAUGGUGCUUUGUGUCUUGAGCUGCUUGUCAACAACGGAGCGGAUGUUAACAUUCAGAGUAAAGAUGGCAAAAGUCCACUGCACAUGACAGCUGUCCAUGGAAGGUUCACAAGGUCACAAACACUCAUUCAGAAUGGAGGUGAAAUUGACUGUGUCGAUAAGGAUGGCAAUACUCCUCUUCAUGUGGCUGCAAGAUACGGUCAUGAGCUUUUGAUUAACACCUUAAUAACCAGCGGAGCGGACACAGCCAAGUGUGGAAUCCAUAGCAUGUUCCCCUUACAUUUAGCAGCCCUAAAUGCUCACUCUGACUGCUGCAGAAAGUUGUUGUCAUCGGGCUUUGACAUAGACACCCCAGAUAAAUUUGGAAGAACGUGCCUUCAUGCUGCUGCUGCAGGAGGCAACAUGGAAUGUAUAAAACUCUUGCAGAGCAGCGGAGCGGAUUUCCACAGAAAGGACAAGUGUGGGAGGACCCCUUUGCACUAUGCAGCUGCGAAUUGUCAUUUCCACUGUAUUGAGACAUUAGUGACCACAGGGGCCAACGUUAAUGAAACAGAUGACUGGGGAAGGACAGCUUUGCACUACGCUGCUGCAUCAGACAUGGAUAGAAAUAAGACCAUCUUAGGAAAUGCCCAUGAAAAUUCAGAAGAACUUGAAAGAGCCAGGGACAUGAAGGAAAAGAAAGCCGCGUUGUGUUUAGAGUUUCUGCUUCAGAAUGAUGCAAACCCAUCUAUCCGGGACAAGGAAGGAUACAAUAGUAUUCAUUAUGCUGCUGCCUUUGGCCACAGACAGUGUCUGGAGUUGCUUUUGGAAAGGACCAACAAUGGUUUUGAAGAUUCAGAUUCUGGUGCUACCAAGAGUCCACUCCACUUAGCUGCCUACAAUGGGCACCAUCAAGCUCUGGAAGUCCUUCUGCAGUCCCUGGUAGACCUGGACAUGCGGGAUGAGAAAGGCCGCACUGCUCUGGACCUGGCUGCCUUUAAGGGACACACAGAAUGUGUGGAAGCACUUCUCAACCAGGGUGCAUCCAUCUUAGUGAAAGACAAUGUAACCAAAAGAACCCCACUUCAUGCCUCAGUAAUUAAUGGUCACACACUGUGUUUGCGGUUAUUACUAGAAACAACAGACAACCCAGAAGUGGUUGAUGUGAAAGAUGCCAAAGGACAAACCCCACUGAUGCUUGCAGUAGCAUAUGGCCAUAUCGAUGCUGUUUCAUUGUUACUUGAAAAAGAAGCAAAGGUAGAUGCUGUUGACAUCACGGGAUGCACAGCCUUGCACCGAGGGAUUAUGACGGGACACGAGGAAUGUGUGCAAAUGCUGCUGGAACAAGAAGUGUCAAUUCUCUGUAAAGAUUCCAGAGGGAGGACGCCCCUGCACUACGCAGCUGCUCGUGGUCACGCCACGUGGCUGAGUGAGCUGCUUCAGAUGGCACUUUCCGAAGAGGACUGUUCCUUCAAAGAUAAUCAAGGCUACACACCGCUGCACUGGGCUUGUUACAACGGUAAUGAAAAUUGUCUGGAGGUACUUUUGGAGCAAAAAUGUUUUCGCAAGUUCGUUGGUAAUCCCUUUACUCCACUGCACUGCGCCAUAAUAAAUGAUCAUGAGAGCUGUGCAUCUCUGUUACUUGGGGCCAUAGAUUCCAGCAUUGUCAGCUGUAGAGACGACAAAGGAAGAACACCACUUCAUGCGGCAGCCUACGCUGACCAUGUGGAGUGCUUGCAGCUUCUUUUGCGACACAAUGCUCAAGUGAACGCAGCGGACAAUUCAGGGAAGACAGCACUUAUGACGGCUGCUGAGAACGGGCAGGCAGGCGCUGUGGAUAUUUUGGUGAACAGUGCCCAGGCUGACCUGACUGUACAAGAUAAAGACUUGAAUACACCCUUACAUUUGGCUAGUAGUAAAGGUCAUGAAAAAUGUGCCUUGCUAAUACUUGACAAGAUACAAGACGAGAGCCUUAUUAAUGCAAAAAAUAAUGCACUGCAGACACCUCUCCACGUUGCUGCGCGCAAUGGCUUGAAGAUGGUAGUUGAGGAGUUGCUAGCCAAAGGGGCCUGUGUACUUGCUGUAGAUGAAAAUGCUUCUAGGUCAAACGGACCCCGUUCCGCACUUGGAACAGCUGUACAAAAAGAAGAAUGA
Messenger RNA from Chrysochloris asiatica (Cape golden mole), 2961 nucleotides. RefSeq names its product ankyrin repeat domain 44 (gene ANKRD44). The transcript is spliced from 27 exons. The record is from RefSeq and is a predicted model, not a curated record. The coding region runs from base 55 to 2961 and encodes 968 amino acids. Gene Ontology annotation, cellular component: nucleus; cytoplasm. Lineage: Eukaryota; Metazoa; Chordata; Mammalia; Afrosoricida; Chrysochloridae. Gene Ontology annotation, molecular function: protein binding.